This is a messenger RNA of Coprinopsis cinerea okayama7#130, 3438 nucleotides long. RefSeq lists its product as hypothetical. The transcript has 2 exons. Gene Ontology annotation, biological process: exocytosis. Gene Ontology annotation, molecular function: guanyl-nucleotide exchange factor activity. Gene Ontology annotation, cellular component: cell tip; Golgi to plasma membrane transport vesicle. NCBI's taxonomy places the organism in Eukaryota, Fungi, Basidiomycota, Agaricomycetes, Agaricales, Psathyrellaceae. Bases 1 to 3438 code for a protein of 1145 amino acids. The record is from RefSeq and is a predicted model, not a curated record.
AUGCCAGAAGACCCAGAUAUCCCUCCUCCAAUCCUGAACGGCGAUUCAUCACCACAACCACCGACAGCCUCCACCACUACCACCGACAACGACCAAGAUGCCCCCAAGUCCCCCACAGCCCCCACCCACAAACCUCAAACUCACAGCGUCGACAGAGAUGCGCAGGAGAUGGUCAUAACCUCCCUGCGAGCACAGAUCCAGGACCUCUUCUCCCAAGUCACCGAGCUCAACAACAAGCUCGUGAAAUCGUACGAUCGCGUCUCCGACCUCGAGGAUGACCUCCACGUCGCCUCCGCCAACCUGCGUACCUCGAGCGUACGGAUAUCCCAGCUGGAGAUGGAGCGGACGCAGCACCUCGCGGCACUCAAUACUGGUUUGCUGGUGGAAAAGUCGCAUGUGACGACGGAGCUGAAUCGGUUGAUGGAGAAGGCGACGGAGGAGGCGGCGCAGAGGGGACAGGCGGAGAGUGCGAGGGCUGCGAUUGAGAAGGACUUGGAUGACCUCAGUGCGUCGCUGUUUGAUCAGGCGAAUACGAUGGUCGCAGAGGCCAGGUUCGCGCAGCACCUGAGUGAGCAAAAGGUCGUCGAGGCGGAGAGGGCGCUAAAGGGUGCAGAGGAAGCUGUCAGCAUCAUGCAGGCUCAGAUGCAGGCUCUACAAGCGGAGAAGGAGGAAGCGGAGAAGAAGACCAAUGAGAUGCAAGUCAAGAUGGGCAAGGGCAAGUGGCUGGAGAGGAUUCAGAGUGUCGACUUGUCCAAACCAAUCAAGCUUUUGAGCUCGCAUGUCCCGUACCAAGAGUUCUUACUCUUUGUCGCUCACCUUCGUUCGCUGCACCAAACGUCUCCAGGUCCACCAGCGAUGACUACCAUUCUCCCACUCCCUUUCCUUGCCAGACUCUCAAAUGAAGACUCUGACCCGACACUACGGCUGGACCUAGCACCCUCACUCAACUGGCUUUCAAGACGCUCCGUACUCUCGGCUAUCCACACCGGACAACUCACCAUCGAACCCAUCUCCGUCUCCUCCCUUCUUUCCGAAUCCACCCUUUACUCGAGUCCGGUCACCGUUGCCGGUCUCAGCAGCAACAACGAUAGCGUCUCCUGCGCCCUCUGCGGAUCUACAAUCACAACCGUCUCGGAAUACCUCCAACAUCGCGCCCAAAGGCCCACCCACACACAGAAUACCUCAUGGUCUGGCUCGUUCUUCAAGAAAGCGCGUGCUGCCUCGAUCACAUCGCAUUCAUCUCGUCCUCCAUCCCCGACACAUUCAAUAUCCCAAAUUGGUAACGGAUCGACAACGCAAUCGCAGUCGCAGCAGGUCUACAUCUUCAGAGUGGCCCAGCAACAGACAACCUCCACGAUCUCGUCCUCCCUGCACAUACCCACUUCAAUCGCCAAGUCCCUCUCACAAGGUUCUAUUCCCUCUACAUCAUCCACUCCCUACUUGACACCCAUGGGUGGAUCGCCUAGCACUUCCAUGGCCGGCACCCAGACACCCAACACUUCGCCUAACAACAACCAGCCGAUCACGAUAUACCCCUUGUGUUCCUCCGGGUGGUGUCUGAAACGUCUACGAAGUACGUGUACGUUGUGGGCGUACGUCCGGACGGGGAUCGUGGAGAAGGUAUGGGAGGAGGAGAUUCCCACUAUCGCAACUGCACCUCCUGCGUCAGGGACGGGUACGGCUUCGUCCACGCCUUCGAGUACACCCACGGAUACCAAGCCCCCGCUCCCGCCUAGGAAGAGAGGGUUAUGGGGGUUCGCCACGGCUAUUGGAGAGAGGGCUGUGAGUUGGAGCGAGUCGGAUAAGGAUAAGAAGGCGAAAGCUGCGGCUGCUGCUAGUGCACCGCAGGAUCCCCCACCUCUCCCGCCUCGACGCGGUUCCGCUGUUGCUCCUCCUGCGACGAUGAGGAGGCUACCUCCUCCACCUCCUCCGAUUGAGACUUCGGCUGCUCCCCCUGCGCCUGUUGCGAAUGGGGUUCCACCGCCACUACCGAAAAGGAGUGAAGGACGGAAACGGACGCCGCCAUCCAAGACUGGGGAUUUACCUGAGGAUGGAGGGGCGACUCACCAAGUGGAGGACGGGGCUGCACCUUCGACUCCACACAAGUUGAUCUUCGACGCUGCUGAUCCUCAGAGUCCUAUCCGGGCCUCCCGGGGUAAUACCGAGGGUGAAGGCGCUGAUCCCACUACCAACGCCACUGCAGCUACCUCCUCUGCUCCCCCGCAUGCAGAACCUCCGGUAGUCAAUGGUACGGCAGCUUCUGAGAAGGACGGCGAUGCUUCGACUGAGGCUGCUAAACCUGCAGUCGACUCUACGCUUACACCCGCCUCGCCUGUCCGACCGAAUCGUUUCUCGUUGCCGCGGAGUGUGCCCUUGCCCGAUUCUCGACCUGAUACUCCCAUCGAUGCCACCGCCGAUCCCAAGGCUACGAACGGAACGGUUGCACCUCCGUCGAGGACGGCUUCACCCGCUACACCCUCUACGCCCACCGGUACGGCUGGUCCCCCACCACCUAUACCCCGACGUGCGGCUGCGCGUAGGCCUGUCCCUGCCCCUCCACCUUCGAGACCUGUGACUCCACAGCAGGCGGGUGGCGAGGCCAAAGCUCAAGAGGACGCGAAGAAGGAUGUCGUUGUGGAUGGUGGUGAGAAGAAGGAUGGGGAAACGGAUGGUGAGAAACCCAAGGUUGACGAGGAGGCUAAGGAGGACAGCGAAGCUACCGCUGUGGUGGAAGGAGAAGCGAAAGAGAAGGAAUCCAUUGACAGUGGUGAUGCGUCAGCUCUCCCUAGUACCACCACUUUGGCAGACAAGGAUGAAGAGUCGAAGAAGGAUGCUGAAUCGACUUUGCCUGAUCCUGCCGUUCCAGCCUCCGACUCGACGCCCGCCGUGCAGCUUGAAGAACCUGAGGCGAAGCUUACAGGAACACCAGCUUCUGAAGGCGACUCUGAUGUCUUUGUGGAUGCGCUUUCGUCUACGACUACAAAGGAGACGUUGGCGGUUCCAUCGGGGUCUGAACAGGACGGUGGCGGUUCUUCUGAGCCGAGUGUCAGUGUUGAAGAGGAGUCAGCUGCCAGUGAGGCCAAGGCAGAUGGGGCUGUUGGGUCUGGUUCUCCAACUUCGGAAGACAAGAAAUCUGAUGAAGAGGUCCCCGAGGCUGCCUCGGCUACUGGAGAUGCGACGCCUGAAGCCAAGGAGAAGGAGAAGGACGACAAUGCCCCACCGCAACUCGUCGAAGAACAACCGAAGGAUCUUCCUCCCCCUCCUGUCGAGGAGCCUGAGAGCAAGACAGUGUCGCCUGCAGAAGACAAGGAGGACGCUGAUCCAAACGACAAGGAGGUCUACAUCGGGGAGGCUACGUGGGAAGAAAGGACGUGGAAGGAGUUGGUGAGGUUGAGGGAGGAUAUGUUCUGGGCUAGGAUUGGAGGGUUGAGGGGUUGA